AUGUCGUCGGUGAGGAAGAAGAAUCUUAAGGCUGGGCGGGAUCGCCGGCCGUCGCGGCCACCGCUCGGUUUCUUGGACGAGCCACCUCCGGGCCUCUUUCCGUCCAGGGAUGAGGUUUUCAGGGUCUUCAUGGUGGUUGUCCUAGCCGCAUCCGUGGCCGUCGCUUGCCACUUCGUGGCCGGCUUUCGUCGUCGCCAGCAGAGACCCUUCUGCGACAGUGGUGACGAUCCCCAAGGUCAGUUCGUUUACAUAAACUCUCUCUCUCUCUCUCUCUCUCUCUCUCUCUCUCUCUCUCUCUCUCUCUCUCUCUCUCUCACCCUCUCUCUUUCUCUCUCUCUAAGUUGUUCGGUGCUCCAAAAAACUGGGGGAGAUACGGAUCUCUGCUGAUAUAGUGAUGAACCCCUUAAAGUUUUGAGUAGCUACCCAAAGGGAGUUCUCUAGGUAAGGAAAUAUGCAGGGAAAUAAAAUUUUUUUGCCUAUAUUAUUUAGGAACCACUAAUAGGAGGAUGAGUUCAUCACGAAAUACCCUUUGGGAAUGGGAUGACAGCAUUCCACCAGGCUUCGAGUAACCUUGUCCUCCUCAAUGUGGUAAUCGAGUAAGCAUUGCAUAAAAGAGACGACGUUGUCUUACAGUUGAUAUAUUGACACCAUUUAUCCCUUAUAUCGCGUGUCCUUCGAUUUUUCUUGGUUUAAACUCUGAUGAUAACAGUUUUUUAACCUGAAAUAACAUAUUGUAGAUUUUUGUGAGCCUUGUCCUGACCAUGGGGAGUGCAUCAGAGGCAGGUGGGAGUGUCUCCUUGGUUACAAAAAGAAAGGCAGGAGAUGCGUUGAAGAUGGAGAAAUAAAUCAAAAAGUGGAGAGACUCGUAAGUAAAAAAAAAUCCAUGCUGCUUGCAAAGAUCGGUAGUUUGUUGUUGGGUUACUAUCUUGAAUCUUUCUUACAUUGGUUCACAAAAUGCAGACAGAAUUGAUUGAAGAUUACACUUGUGGAGGGUAUGCUCAGGUUCUGUGCUAUGAGACGGGGAUAAUCUGGGUCUGUCACCAUGGCCUUGAUUUUUAAUUUUGACUAUUAUUUCAUAGUAUGGAGCUUUUAGAAAAAAAUUCUGAUUAGAAUCUGCAUUUACGGAGCACGGCUUUCUCUCAGUUUCCAGAAGCAGAUAUAUUGAAAAUGCUUGAUGAGCACAGACUUAAGGAUGCAGGCGGAUUGGAGAACGACACCUGGAUUCUUCUGAACCAAAAAGCUAUAAAAGCUGCUGAAAGCUCCCUAGAGAUAAGGAUUUCAUUUGAUGGGUAUCCCCUUCUUCUAUCUUAUUUACAUUGCCAGUUUAUCAGACCAUCAGUGUACAGACAGUACGCCAACACUCUUCAUUUUAACCCCAAUUGUUUCCUUAAAGGAAGUUCUAAAUCUCCAUUUCCCUUUUAAUAUUAAGAACGAAGGACGUGAAGUGUCCAGAUUCUCUUGUGGAGCUCCACAAGCCAUAUUCUUGCCAGAUUCGACAGUGGAUCCGCAAAAAUGCCUUGCUUUUGGCUCCAGUUUCGUUUUUGGUACGCUAGCAUAUGACAAAACGCCAAGCACGUUGUCUCUGUGUCUUUGGGUGUUCCUUUUCUUCGUUUUGCUGAUCACAUGUCUGAAAGAAAAUAUUAAUUUUCAGUUUAAUUGUCUUUUGGAUUCAGAUAACUGGAUCAAUUUGGCUUUCAUUGAGGAUACGGCGAAAGAAAUAUAUCUCAUCCAGAGCUGAACAGCUUUAUGAGCAGGUAUAAUUUGUUUCCUGCAGUCAUCUAUUCUGUUUUUUUUUUUUUCCUCCUCUGUGGGGUGGGGGAAGUGUUUAGCAUCAAUCAAUAUAGACCACAAUAAUUAGUUAUUUCGCAAUGCUUCUUACUAUUGUUUCCUGAGUCCGUUUAUAGGUGAUCCAUCCCUUGCAAACUUGGCCUUUUUAGUAUGCAACCCACCCAUAUCUUCCUAUACUGUGGCUUUUGCCCUCAACUAAAGCUUUCUUCUGCUAUGGAUUUGGGUUACAACCUUAGUAUUUUCAUUUACUACCCUCAUGGGGAAGGGUCCAAAGUCACUUGAAUCCUCAUUUUGAUGAGCUUUCAAUUGAUACAUAUUACGUAGGAGCCCUAGCUGAAACUUCGUUAGGAAGAAGCCUCUUGCAGGAGGAAUAAACUCCAAAGAUAACUAGAGCUUGCUUCGAAUUCAGCUUUGGACGACUCCGGUGCCUCUCAGUUAUUUAUCAAUGCGUCCUAUUUUAGGAGAUCCAUCCCUUGGAAACUUGGAGACAAUAACUAAGGCAUUUAGAACAUCUAAGAAACGAGCCCAUUGAAUAUCUAUUCCAAGAUUUCAACUCUAGUUAUUAUACUUGAAUGUUAUUGUCCUUGAUACACCAAAGAUUGUGAAACCCUAGAAAAAGGGUGUCUACACUUUCAGUCGGGUCCUCAUUAUUGAGGGAGAGACAUCUAUGUACAGAAUUCCCUUGUGCAACAUACAAUCGUGCACAUAUUUUCUAUCCUUAUUUGGUUUCAAGUAUAUUUUUUUAUUCGAAUUUUUAAGUCAUAUUCCCGCAAAAUAGGUAUGUGAAAUCCUGAGAGAGAGUGCGUUGACUGCAAAGAGCAUACACUCUGGAGUUGAACCUUGGGUUGGCUUCUCUUGGCUCCGUGAUCAUCUACUUCUGCCUCGAGAAAGGAAAGACCCUGUGUUAUGGAAAAAGGUACAUAACCUCCAAUAUUUUUUAUUUUUAGUUUGAAUCUUAAUUACUGCAACAUACCCUUGUGCAAUCCCCUGUGCACCCAUAUCUUCAUGUGAAAGAAGUACCUACUGUCGAGCUCUUGUCCCCAGUAUUGAUGGCACUUGGUUAGGGUUUCACUUAGGCGCUCGUCAAGAUGAAAGAGGAAGAUGGAAAGAAAGAAGGGACUAGUCAAAGCUUCGUGGGAUGAUUAUAUUUCAUGGUGUUCUUUCAUCUGAAGCUUAUUGUCUGACAUAGGUGGAAGAACUGGUUCUAGAAGAUUCUCGGAUAGACCAAUACCCGAAGAUGAUCAAGGGUGAGCAGAAAGUUGUGCUAGAAUGGCAAGGUGCGAAGAACUUAAACUGCUUCAAUCUUUUGAGGUACUUCCUUCUGAAGAGCUUCUUUAUUUUUUGGCAUAUCAGUUGAAGGUUACCUGAGCUCGGAGAGGACGACCAAAGCAGCAGCAAACCGGGCAAAGGUCCCCAAGGUAAAGGACCUUCAUGAGUCAGCCCUGCAAGAGAAACAGGAACCUAACCUGGCACUGAGUGCAUCAUAG
Spirodela intermedia is the source of this 3275-nucleotide messenger RNA. The record is from the annotation of a GenBank genome assembly. Lineage: Eukaryota; Viridiplantae; Streptophyta; Magnoliopsida; Alismatales; Araceae.